AUGCUUGCUGGCAAUAACGACGUUCCCGCGUGGAACCCCGUGUUGGUUCGGAGCUACAAGAAGAACUAUGAUCAGACAAAAAACGAGCCAGUGUACGUUCAAAUAGCCUCUGCAAAAUCGAACGGAGUGCCCAAAAUUCAGCGACUCGUUUUCCAAGACUUUCUGCGGGCAGAUCCCAAAGUGUUAUUAUUCUCGGCGGCAACACGUAAUGCAGAGCUGAUGGCGGUAGUAAAAGGAUCGCAAACGCACGAGAUAUUUUGGCAAAUGCCCAAGACUGGAGAAUCCUUCACCAUCUCUGGCAGGCUGUAUAUGGUUGCAGCCCCAACAAUGUCGCAUAGAUUUGGAGCCCCACCACGGCGGGUCACGAUUGGCGACUCUGAUAUACAUCCGGACGAAUUCUGGGAGCAAGAGCGCCUACGACAAUGGAAGCGGCUCUCUCCCAUUUUCCGAGCAUCUUUCACCUGGCCUGCCCCAGGUGAAUCCAAACACUCCCUUCCAAAAGACGGUAGCUCCGUAUAUCGGGCCCCAACAGUUCGCCUCACGGGUGCAACGGGUAUUGACACUGGCUACAAGUACACACGCCUGGACGCUAUGGACGAAAAUGCUGGCGUGGCCACUGGACUGUUUGGUGCUUUGAGUGGAUUCGUAAAUGGCAACGGAAGGGCUGCAACAAACGGUGGUCAAUUGUCCAAGGAAGAAGAGCUCCGAUGCGUGCAUAACGGCGCAUUGGACAAUUUCUGUCUUUUGGUCAUGAAAGCCGUAAGGGUCGAGCAUUGGACGCCUAACACGGUCGCACCACCAGUUCGGAUGCUGUAUGAAGCGAUGAAGGAUGGUAGUUGGACACAGGAAGAACUUAAUCCUUAG
Spizellomyces punctatus DAOM BR117 is the source of this 864-nucleotide messenger RNA. RefSeq lists its product as uncharacterized. Lineage: Eukaryota; Fungi; Chytridiomycota; Chytridiomycetes; Spizellomycetales; Spizellomycetaceae. Bases 1 to 864 code for a protein of 287 amino acids. The transcript is spliced from 3 exons. Gene Ontology annotation, molecular function: FMN binding. The record is from RefSeq and is a predicted model, not a curated record.